AUGGACCACCACUGCCCUUGGCUUGGCAACUGUGUUGGGCUUCGAAAUCACAAGCUUUUCUUGCACCUGACAUUCUACAGCUCCGCUUCCUGUGUCGCCUUCCUGACGGCUGCGUGGCCGCUUCUUCCCGAGGUCUUUGCGAUUGCAUUUCCUCCUUCGCGGGGGGCCGUGAUGCAGGACCCCCAGAAACUUCGCCAGUGCGGCCUCGUCUUCGUCGCCUUCGGCCUCGCUUCGUCCUUCGUGGUGUCUCUCGGCGGCCUGUUUGCAAGCAGCCUCUCCAACGCCCUGCGCGGGCGGACCAGCGUGGAAUGGAACUAUGCAGGCCCCAAUCCUUUCGACCAGGGGCCUCUCCGCAACCUCGAACAGAUUCUGGGCCCUCUCAGUGCAGCGUGGCUCGUGCCGGUUGUGGCCCCCGAGGACCACUUGGACUGGGGGGCAAACUUUUCCCUGGGGCCCCUGAAGCUGGACCUUGUGGUCCUCGACUUCGUGGAGUUGACCUGUGAUCAAAGCCUGCACUUUGCCGAAGCCGUUCAAGAAGGCAGAGAUGACGAAGUGGAAGAGCUGCUGCACAUGCCGGCUGAUCCAAACAUUGACUAUGUUACUGCCUUCAACACUCCAACGCUUCUGUGGCAAGCAGCCUCCAGAUGCCUUCUGGAAACAGCUGGAAUUUUGUUGGAAGCAAGAGCCAACGUGAAUGAGGGCGAUCCGUUCAAUUGCACACCGUUGUGUGCAGCUGUGACAUACCACGGGGACUGGGACAUGAUACAACUGCUGAUCAAAGCUGAUGCUGAUAUUCUACUUGGAGAUGAUUUCGGUCGCACUGCCCUAUGGUGCGCCGCAAAUCAUGGUCGGGUUCGGAUCGCGGAGCUACUGAUCCUUCUGGGUGCCGAUCCCAGGAAGGCGGCAAGUUCCAGCGGCCAGUCACCGUUGGCCGUGGCGUGCGAGAGGCAACAGUGGGACUUCGUGAAGUUCCUGCUGCUUCCGCAGCUGUCUUUGCAGGAGGCAGUGGAUGUCAACGAGGCAGACACUUCGGGUAACACCCCUUUGUGGUAUGCGGCGCAGAAUGGUGGGUUUUCGAUUGCCAACCUACUGCUGUUUGCUGGCGCCGACAAGGAUCGAGGGAACUCCUGUGGCCAAACCCCUCUUUGGAUUGCUGCCCGGGAGGGACACCUCAGCAUUGUGCAACUGCUGGUGCUGGCUGGUGCUGAUCGGGACCGCGAAGAUAAAGAAGUGUUCGCCUCCCCAGCGGAGGUAGCUGAAAAGGAGGGCCAUGUGGACAUAGCGCGCCUGUCUGUGGAAGCCCCAGUGGGUGCCACACUGGUGGACGUGGCGAAGGUGGCGGCUGUGAACCUUGUCGAGCCCGACACUCAGUUUCGUGAUCAUUUCGUGGACUUCCGCGUGGCAAAGACGGUGAACACGAUCCCCUACGAUGCGUCGCUCCCCCAGAAGCCGGCCAAAGAUACGCCGCUGGGCAAGCACAGCAGCAAGAAGGUCACCAUCGUCGGGAUGGGCCAAGUCGGCUUAGGCUGUGUCUGUGCAAUUCUCAACCAGGACAUCUGCGGGACGCUUGCCUUGAUCGACAUCGCGGCCAAGAAGUUGGAGGGCGAAGCCAAGGAUUUCCAACAAGGGAGCGCCUUCCACCAACACACCCAGAUCCUGGCCUCCGACACCUACGAUGUCAGUGAGAAUUCGGACAUGGUGGUAAUCACUGCCGGUGUGGCUCAGCAACCUGGGGAGUCGCGGCUGAGCCUGGUCGAUCGCAACGCCAACAUCCUGAAGAAGAUCAUGCCGGAGGUUCUCAAGUACUCCCCGAAUGCGACCAUCCUCAUCGUCAGCAACCCCUGUGACAUCAUGACGGCGAUUGCUGCCAAGCUUGCAGGCCCCGACUUUCCACAGGGGAAGGUGUUUGGUGCCGGCACUUGCCUCGACACAUCCCGGUUCCAGACGCUGAUCGCCCAGUCGAUGGACUUGGAUCCCAAGAACGUCCAUGGAUACAUCAUCGGCGAGCACGGCGACUCUUCCAUCCCUGUCUGGUCCUCGGUGCGAGUCGGCGCGCUCCCUCUCCUCGAGCCAGGGGAGGAGCCCAAUGAGACCCUUCAGAAGAUCCACAAGAACGUGGUGAACUCUGCCUACGACAUCAUCAGCCUCAAAGGCUACACCAACUGGGCCAUUGGCAUGUCGACCGCAUAUAUCUGCAAGGCCGUACUGAAUGACACGCGCACGAUUAUCCCGGUAUCCACCUGUGUGCGUGGCCUGUAUGACGUGGAGGGCGACGUGUUUCUCAGUCUCCCCUGCAGCCUCUCCAGCCAGGGCGUCCAGCGUGUGGCCGUGCUCCCUUUGACCGACUCAGAGAAGGCCACCUUCCAGAAAUGCGCCAAGAGCAUCUGGGAGGUUCAGAAGCCGAUUUGGGACAACUUGCUACCCCCCUCGGAACCCAAGGCGGCCUGA
This is a messenger RNA of Symbiodinium sp. CCMP2592, 2448 nucleotides long. The record is from the annotation of a GenBank genome assembly. NCBI's taxonomy places the organism in Eukaryota, Dinophyceae, Suessiales, Symbiodiniaceae.